Molecule: messenger RNA, 1724 nt
Organism: Condylura cristata (star-nosed mole)
Lineage: Eukaryota; Metazoa; Chordata; Mammalia; Eulipotyphla; Talpidae
Gene: OLFML1
Product: olfactomedin-like 1
Exons: 3
Coding region: 136-1335 (399 amino acids)
Biological process (GO): signal transduction
Source: RefSeq, a predicted model, not a curated record
AGCUUUGCUCUCAGGCUGUUUUUAGAGGAUUUGCCACAGAAGCAGCUAGAAAGCAGGAGACCACCACCUGGGCCCUUGAGUCUUCUUGGAGAAGCACGGCAUAAGAGGCCCCACCUCUGGGUGGCGUGCACGAUAAUGAGGGUCCUCCAGGGAGCUUCUGCUCUCCUGGCUCUGGUCCUUGCUGCCUUUCUGCCCUCACCCCUGUGCGCCCAGGACCCCGCCAUGGUGCACUACAUCUACCAGCGCUUUCAAGUCUUGGAGCAAGGACUGGAAAAAUGUACCCAAACAACGAGGGCAUAUGUUCAAGAUUUUCGAGAGUUCUCAAAAAACAUAUCGGUCUUGCUGGGAAGAUGUCAGACCUACACGAGCGAGUAUAAGAGUGCGGUGAACCACCUGGCCCUGAGAGUGGAACGUGCCCAGCGGGAGCUCGACUACCUGGAGUACCUGCGCACAGCUGACGCAUGCGUAGAAUCAGAAGACAAGACACUAGCAGAAAAGCUAGUCCAAGAAGCUGAAGAAGAAAAAAAGAUCCGGACUCUGCUGAAUGCAAGCUGUGACAACAUGCUGAUGGAGAUAAAGUCCCUGAAAAUAGUGAAGAGAACUAUGGACAUGGAUGGGUCUUGGAUGAAAGAUGUCAUCGGCACCUCUCCAAAGGUUUACUUCUUAGCUGGAUCCAGAAACAACACUGUUUGGGAAUUUGCAAACAUACGGGCAUUCAUGGAGGACAGCACCAAACCAGCCCCCCGAAAAUUAAUCCUCACACAUUCCUGGCAAGGAACCGGGCAGGUGAUUUACAAAGGCUUUCUAUUUUUUCAUAGGCAGGGGACUUCCAACGAGAUAAUCAAAUACAAUCUGCAGAAGAGGACUGUGGAGGAUAGACUGCUGCUCCCGGGAGGGGCGGGGCGAGCUCCCGCCUACCAGCACUCCCCUUCAAUUUACAUUGACUUGGCCGUGGAUGAGCACGGGCUCUGGGCUGUGCACUCAGGCCCAGGUGUCUUUGGCCACUUGGUUCUCACAAAGAUUGAACCUGGUACUCUGGGAGUGGAGCACUCCUGGGAUACGCCAUGCCCAAGCCAGGAAGCUGAGGCCUCCUUUCUCUUGUGCGGAGUUCUCUACGUGGUCUACAGUACUGGUAGUACCCAUCGCAUUACUUGUGUCUAUGACCCCUUGGGCACUAUCGGUGAGGAGGACCUGCCCAAUUUGUUCUUCCCCAGGCGGGCCAAAAGUCACUCUGUGAUCCAUUACAACCCCCGAGAUAAGCAGCUCUAUGCCUGGAAUGAUGGAAACCAGAUCAUUUACAAACUCCAGACUAAGAGAAAGAAGCCUCUAGACUAAUGCAUUCCAGCCAGGAGGGAGAACCUGGCCGUGGCUGCCGCUCUCCAGGACAUGGAGGCCACAGCCCCCUUGUGUCACUAACCACAGCCAGGGAUAGUGCCCAGAAGGGGGAUGUAUAUGUUUCCUUUCCCAGAUAUUGCUGCUUUGGGUAUCUCCAACAGCUUAAAUGUGAAUCUGACAUUCAGAAAUUUUCAACAGCUUCCAUCACCCAUCCAAACUUCCUGGCUCUCAAAGCCUUGAUCCAGCUUACUUUGAGCCUUUUCUUUUAUGAACAUUUAUUUUAACUCUCCCCUAACCCCAGCAAUUAGAAAUGUAGGGCCCCCAUAAUCCUUCUUGGCUUUUUUCUCCUCUGGCCUUUGCUUCAAGUUCUUCCCGCUUCUACUUUUCAC